GCCUAGUGCUGGGUGCCCAUGGGCGAGGUGGGGACCACCAUGUCCCAGCUCUUCAACAGGGUCUUCUGUCACGUGUCACAACCUCAGCAAACCAGCAGGAUGGCUGCAAGCAAGAUUAAGAACCAGAGCUCCCUGGCCCCGCACCAGGUGAUCAUGAUUGGCCGUGGAGGGGUUGGCAAGUCAGCCCUGACCCUUCAGUUCAUGAAGGAUGAGUUCGUAGAAGACUGUGAACCUCCCAGAGCUGACCGUUGCAGGAAGAAAGUGGUCCUGGAGGGAGAAGAAGUGCAGAUCCUCCCAGUUAAGGCUGAAGAUGAUGCAGUCCCGCUGCUCCUGGUGGGAAACAAGUCGGGGUUGGAAGAGAGGAGGCAGGUGCUGGUGGAGGAGGCACAGAGCAAAGCAGAGGAGCUGAGUGUGCAGUACGUGGAGAUCUCGGCCAAGACUCGGGCCAACGUGGAUAAGAUGUUCUUCGAUCUAAUGAGAGAAGUCAGGGCCAAGAAUAGGUCAGCAAACAAGGACAAGAAUGGCAAGAAAAGCAGCAAGGACAAAAAAGCUCUAAGGAGAGAUGUUGCUUAUGUGAGUGCCAUGAUGGUGGUUGGAGCCCAUUGUCAGUAAGGA
Pipistrellus kuhlii (Kuhl's pipistrelle) is the source of this 615-nucleotide messenger RNA. RefSeq names its product ras-related protein O-RAL-like. Gene Ontology annotation, cellular component: plasma membrane. Gene Ontology annotation, molecular function: GTP binding; GTPase activity; GDP binding. The coding region runs from base 19 to 612 and encodes 197 amino acids. The transcript has a single exon. Gene Ontology annotation, biological process: Ras protein signal transduction. The record is from RefSeq and is a predicted model, not a curated record. NCBI's taxonomy places the organism in Eukaryota, Metazoa, Chordata, Mammalia, Chiroptera, Vespertilionidae.